This is a messenger RNA of Eruca vesicaria subsp. sativa (arugula), 1518 nucleotides long. Lineage: Eukaryota; Viridiplantae; Streptophyta; Magnoliopsida; Brassicales; Brassicaceae. The record is from the annotation of a GenBank genome assembly.
AUGUCUUCCUCAGGAUUGGAUAACAUCACAGAAAACCCAACUCUUGAGCUCAAAAUCACAUCAGCUAAUGUCGAGCAUAUCGAUGCCACAGACAAGAUUGACGUGUACGCUGUCAUUUCCAUUAACGGCAGCGCUACUCAAAAGAAACAAUCAGCCAAAACACCCAUUGACUACGACGGUGGUUCAAAUCCGACGUGGAAUCACACCGUCAAAUUCUCCUUCGACGAGAGAGAAGCCAACGAAGGCUUACUGAAUAUUAAGGUGGAGUUGUAUAGCUAUUGGCUCGAAGAUGAGAAUGACGUUUCUUUAGGAGAAGUCAACGUUCCGGUUCAAGAGCUUCUUGCUUCAAAUCCUGUUCCCUCGUUUUCUAAUGGUGACGUCAGCAAAAUGAAGCCGGUGACUUAUCCUGUCAAAUUCAUCGGAGAAACAAAACCAAAUGGAAAACUAAGCCUCUCGUACCGUUUCAAACCUGCCCCGGUUCACGAUCUUUAUCCUACACCGCCAGAACCGGUUUAUUUGCCACCUUUUGUUCAACCCGGUCACACAAACCCAGAUCCAGCAAGAUUGGGCCUGCCCGUCAUAUAUACACCUCAGUGUCAGAGUCAAACCACGACCGUGACAGAGCUAGCUAUAGAGCUCGUGAUCAAAUCCGCCAACAACAUCAGAAACGUCAACGUGUUCGAUGACAUGGACGUAUAUGCUUCCGUUAUGAUCUGUGAGGGCAAAACAACAAAGCAUAAGACCAAAACCCCUAUCGCCUAUUCCGGCUUUAAAUUUCCAACUUGGAAUCACGCCGUUAAGUUUUCCCUGGGCGAGGAAAAGUUAGCUCGAGAAGACCGUUUUAGCCUCGUCGUGGAGUUGAUGAGCCACCGACCAGUGAUAGGAGAUAAACAUAUUGGAAAAGUCAGUGUCCAGAUUAAAGAACUAAUUGGUUCUAAUCCGCCUUCGCCAUCUACUGACGUUUACAGUAAUAAUAUGAAGUUGGUCACGCAAAAGGUGGGAGGUGUAUACGGGGAAGGAACCCUAAGCUUUACGUAUAGGUUUCUUAAAAAGCAAGUUACAAUUCCGAUUGCGCCAGGCACAACACCCCAACCUUUUAUUAUGUAUGUACCCAUCCCACAUCAUCCCUAUGGGUUAGAAAACCCGGUUCAUGGAGCCUCGAGUUACAUGGCUGUUCAUCCAGGGGUAAAUGUUGGGCCAAGUAACGGCCAAAUACCAAUUUAUAUGCCUCCCUCACAUCAGCCACAUGAAUACCAACAAUAUUCACAGUCACAACCACAACCGCAAAAGCUGCAGACGCAACCACAACCUCAGAUUCAGCAGCAGCCUCAACCGCAGCAACCACUACCACAACGACCAACACAAUCAACGGCGCAAGGGCAAGGAGUACGGCCACAAGUGAAGCCACAAGGAGGGAGUGUUGCAGCCCUAGGACUAGGGGCGGCCUUCGGACGAGUAAUAGGAGGAGCUAUACUGAGUGAAAUAAUGUCUGACGACGUAAACCUAUACGAAGUUUAA